UCAAAAUUAAAACUUUCUUCCAGAAAUAUAAGCAAAGAAAAUAUUGCUUUAGGGAUCUCAGAAGUUUAUGCAAAACAUAAAAGGCUGUCACAAGAAACUUCGCAAGGUGAUAUAGAAAUAUAUGGUGAAGAAGAGGCAACUAAAAUUUUUUUGGAAUUAUUUAAAA
Dentiscutata erythropus is the source of this 166-nucleotide messenger RNA. NCBI's taxonomy places the organism in Eukaryota, Fungi, Glomeromycota, Glomeromycetes, Diversisporales, Gigasporaceae. The record is from the annotation of a GenBank genome assembly.